Messenger RNA from Telopea speciosissima, 1571 nucleotides. Its product is annotated as protein SENSITIVE TO PROTON RHIZOTOXICITY 2-like. Lineage: Eukaryota; Viridiplantae; Streptophyta; Magnoliopsida; Proteales; Proteaceae. Gene Ontology annotation, biological process: response to aluminum ion; response to acidic pH. The record is from RefSeq and is a predicted model, not a curated record. The transcript has a single exon. Bases 87 to 1424 code for a protein of 445 amino acids.
GGUUAGAGUUUUGGGAGACCGCGACUUUGUUGAUUUUGUGUCUCUCUUGUCUUUCGUUUCCUCUGUGAUUGUGAUUAGCAGAGAAGAUGAUUCACUCCUCUACUCCCGAACCCACCAUGGAUCCAGGCUGCGCUUCUCCUCCUCAAUUUCCAGGCCAAAGUUUGUCUUCCUCUCGAAUCGAUAUUCCGGCGACGCUUGCCGGCGUCUCAUCUGUAAAUGGAGUCCAUUUCAAACAGAUGCCUCUCUCAACUUCCGAUCCUCUUCUACCUCUCUUCAACCUUUCGAUGCUUCAGCAGAAGAUGGACUCGCUUCAGCGUUUCCUCUCUGAAUCUGUCCAUAGCAACACCUUGAUCGGUCGAGAUCAGAUGGACAUGGUAUCUAAUGAGAUCGUUUCCGCUAUUCACCAGGUCAUCGUCAACGGCGCCUCUCUCCUCGCUUCUUCUCAACCUCAAACCCAUCUCAAUCUCAGUCCCCCCCAAGCUCAAGCCCCUCCGAUUCUUCCCGAUGUGAAGGUUUCCACGACUUCUCUUGUGCUUAACGGUAAAAAAGCUGUUUCUUUUGUAUCAACUAAAGGCGAAAGUAAAGUGAGUGGUGUCAAGGCGAAAAGGGUUUUAGAUUCGAAAGUUGCAGGACCUGACGAAGGUAGGAAGGAUGAGAUGGGUGAUGGCGAUUGUGAAAUCGUGGAGAUGGAUGCGGUAGAAUUACUGGCGGAACACAUACAUCGCUGUGAAAUUUGUGGGAAGGGAUUCAAGCGAGAUGCGAAUCUAAGGAUGCACAUGCGUGCUCAUGGGAACCAGUUCAAAACCCCAGAAGCCCUAGCGAAACCAGAGAAAUGGGACGAUUCGCUGCGGAAGAUUCGGUUCUCUUGCCCCUUCGCGGGUUGUAAUCGGAAUAAAUUGCAUAAGAAAUUCAGGCCUUUGAAAUCUACAAUAUGUUUGAAGAAUCACUUCAAGAGGAGCCAUUGUCCAAAGCUGUUCGCUUGUAAUCGUUGUAACAAGAAGAGCUUCUCGGUGGUGGCUGAUCUGAAGAGUCACCUGAAACACUGUGGGGAGUCGAAGUGGAGAUGCUCGUGUGGGACGAGCUUCUCGAGGAAGGAUAAGCUGUUUGGUCACAUGGCUUUGUUCCAGGGUCACAUGCCUGCUGUUACUGUAGAAGAUGUUGAGGUAAAAGAAGAGGCAGGGAGAGAAGAAGAUGAAGAUAUGGAAGAGGAAGAAGAAGAAGAAGAAGAAGAGGGAGAAGAGGAAGGAACAACCCAAUUACGAGGAAAAGAGGGAGGAGAGCCUUUACUGCCUAAUUACUCUGACGAUGAGUUGUUCGAGGGUCUGCUUAAUGGGUUUGGGACGAUGGAAGGUGGAUCUUAUUUAACAGAUAUGUUGGGAUCAUCUGGUUUGGAUGUGAACAUGGAUGAGUUGUAUGGGAUGUAGUUCUCAUUGAGAAGACUCCACGGCUACCACAGUUGCCUGUUUCUGUGACUUUUUUGGUUUCUCUCUUUUCUGCAGCUCUCUCUCUAGAUCUGUACAUAUAGUUUGCUGUGUAAUAAUGUUGCAUCUUGUCAUCACUUUUUUUUUUGU